UGGGCUGGCCCUGUGCUAUCCAAGGCUUUCCUCCUCCUCUGAUUCACCUCAGCUGCAGCUGUUGGUCUGUCGGAGCUCAGACGGAGCAUUUCAGAAGAGUGGAUCCCAGACAUGAGCCUGUGUGCCGGGGGAACAGCCUCUGGCUUUACACACGUUCCAGGUAACGACAUAUUUGAUAAAUCAUCAGGACAAAUGUCGGAUGAAUCCACUGGCUUCUGAAUGGAUUCCUGAAGCGUGUUUUUUCGGAGAGCGCGUUUCGUUUUUUGCAAGAGUGAUGAAUGAAAACCAGGAGGAAAACACCAGAAAACAAAACCCGACCUCGCCAUGGAUGUGAGGGUGCAGUGAUGCUAUGGAAACAGCUGUGACUGUAUAAAGUCAGAAUAAAAACCCUAAACAGCGACAAGUUCUGCAGAACACAGCAUUUUUGCCUUUUACGGAUCAGAUGCUCAGAUGUGAGUUCGCUGAAUACAUUGGUCCUGAGCACCGAGCAGACCCCUGCACUCAGACCGGAGGAUGAUCCCCGGGGUCCCCAGCACGAUCACCACCAUGAUCCCCGCCUCCGAGGCUGCCAAAAUCUACCAGACCAACUACGUCCGGAACUCCCGCGCCAUCGGCACCCUCUGGGCUAUCUUCACCAUCCUCUUCGCCAUCGUCAACGUGGUGUGCUUCAUCCAGCCGUACUGGAUCGGAGACGGCAUGGACACCCCGCAGGCGGGAUACUUCGGGCUGUUCCACUACUGCAUCGGCAACGGGCUGUCCCGGGACCUGACCUGUAAGGGCAGCUUCACCGAGUUCAGCAGCAUCCCCUCCGGUGCGUUCAAGGCCGCCUCCUUCUUCAUCGCCAUGUCCAUGGUGCUGGUGCUCUCCUGCAUCGGCUGCUUCUCGCUCUUCUUCUUCUGCAGCACCGGCACCGUGUACAAGAUCUGCGGCUGGAUGCAGCUGGCUGCAGGAACCUCUCUGGUCCUGGGCUGCAUGAUCUACCCUGACGGCUGGGACAGUGACGAGGUGAAGCGGAUGUGCGGCGAAGAGACGGACAAAUACACGCUGGGGGCUUGCUCGGUGCGCUGGGCCUACAUCCUGGCCAUCAUGGGCAUCAUGGACGCCCUCAUCCUCUCCUUCCUGGCCUUCGUCCUGGGGAACCGGCAGGACGGUCUGAUGUCUGACGAGCUGCUGGGGGAAAAGAGCGGCAGUAACGCCAUAUAAUACCUGGUGAUGAUCAAGCACAAAGAGGUCUUGUUACCUAAACAUGAUGAAACGUCAGGAUCCAGCAUCUCUCCUGGUCCAACCUGUGGCUGGGAAGCAGAGCUGAUGUGUGGGGAAAGAACAGGUCAAAGGUCAGGUCUGUCUGGAAGAGCCCACAUCACUUUGGUGGAGACCAGGAUGCCGGCUGUCUUCUCUGAAAG
Messenger RNA from Trematomus bernacchii (emerald rockcod), 1403 nucleotides. It is a transcript of the gene lhfpl3, whose product is annotated as LHFPL tetraspan subfamily member 3. Gene Ontology annotation, cellular component: plasma membrane. NCBI's taxonomy places the organism in Eukaryota, Metazoa, Chordata, Actinopteri, Perciformes, Nototheniidae. The coding region runs from base 514 to 1203 and encodes 229 amino acids. Gene Ontology annotation, biological process: sensory perception of sound. The record is from RefSeq and is a predicted model, not a curated record. The transcript has 4 exons.